Messenger RNA from Pangasianodon hypophthalmus (striped catfish), 1695 nucleotides. RefSeq names its product macrophage mannose receptor 1-like. Bases 431 to 1225 code for a protein of 264 amino acids. The record is from RefSeq and is a predicted model, not a curated record. The transcript is spliced from 6 exons. Lineage: Eukaryota; Metazoa; Chordata; Actinopteri; Siluriformes; Pangasiidae.
CUGACUGCGUCGAGGAACAUCAGACAACACUUGGAACCUCUACUCCUGCCUUUAUGAUACAAAAAUAUAUUGUGAUACACUGGUAAACAUUAUACAAUAUAUUUACCAAGGGUGUAACUUGGCUUCAAAAAGUGCUGGAGACCAGAACUAGUGUUCAAAUCCAUCCACGCCUUCCUGCAGUCACGUAAUGAUGGAUGAUUCAGUAUACAUUAUGUCUUUGCUUUGAAGAGCAAAGAAAAGUAAAGCAGAGGCCGAGCUCCUGCAGGCACUGAACUGAACAAUGCUGCCAUCUAAAGGACAAUCUGGCAGUUAAGUGUGUGGGCCUCAUUUUAAAGUGGGGAUCUGGAUUGGGUACAUGGUAUGACAAGAGAAUUAGGAAAGAAGCCAUGAUUACACUGAAGAGUGUUGGAGCUGUUUUUGGAUUGACGUUAUGGGUUCAUCUGUGCACUUCCUUCUGCUUUUCUCAGGACUGUGGGCUCUCGCUUUAUGUGCAUCUCGUCAGUUUUAUGUGGUGAAAGAGGAAAUGAACUGGGCCGAAGCUCAGCAAUACUGCAGAGUGAAUUACACUGACCUGGCCACCAUCGAGAACAAAGAUGAAAUGAAUGCUGUAAAGGACGUUCUUAACGGGAGCAGAAAACAUUUCUGGAUUGGACUGAAGCAGGUUAAUAGCACUUCCUCGACUGGUAAUGACAAGAGGUCCUGGGUCUGGUCAGAUAACACUCAGUUCUCAUACGAGUACUGGAAUGAUAAAGAGCCAAACAACAAUGGGACUGAAAACUGUGUGGAAAUCCUGAAAGCAAGUGAAAAGAAUAAAUGGAAUGAUGCAGAAUGCCGUCACAAGGUUAAAUUUGUCUGCUAUAAAAAACGAACUCCACUCAUCGUGAUUGCUGAGAAGAAGACGUGGAAAGAAGCCCUGAAGUUCUGCAGACAGAAUCACGUGGACCUGGUUUCUGUUUACUCGCAGGAAAUGCAGGACUGGGUGGAAGUAGUCACUAAAAAUGCUUCCACUAACAUGUGGAUUGGCCUGCGUCACACCUGCGCUCUGGGCUUCUGGUACUGGGUGAGAGGAGAGAUGAUCUGCUACCAAAACUGGGCUCCAGGUAACGGAACCGGAGUGGAGGAUUGUGGUGAUGUGGAGAGAACCGGAGCGGUGCUGUCUGAGAGUAAGAAGUGGGUCAGCCUGCCACAGACUGAUGAACUCUCCUUCAUCUGUAUCACCUUCUAGUGGAGGCUACUAGAAGUGGACGCAUGGAAUUCAGCUGGAUCCUCGUAGUUCAGGACCAGACAUUUCUUUCUCUAUUUGCAAGUACAACAAUUAAUUGAUGAAUUUCAGAAUAAUGUUGAGUUUCUUUAUGGUGUUGGUGUUGGUCUUAUGGUGUAUGGCUUUUACUCCAAAAUAGCUAUUUGUAUCUUUACUGUUAGCUCUGUUAGCUACUAAAACUAGACUAUGUGAGGCUUUUUGUUCCCAUGGGCUUUGUUUUAUUAGCAGUAAUAUGUUGCUUAGCUGUUUUAUGUGUUAUGUACAGGCAUACCCUGUACAAAGUGUGAAUGUUUUAUUUUGUGCAUUAAAAUUAAGCUGCACAAUAAAAUGAAAAUGUCACAGUUGAUAUUUCUCACUUUGACAAUCUACUUCAGUGUAACUAGCUACUUUAUCAACACAGUGGUAUUGAUCAUUGAAAUCAUGAGCGGCUUGUA